CUGAGCUUAGACAUGUGGCUGCUGCGCGGAGCGUUUGUCUGUGGACUUCUGGCCAUGGCCUCGGCCUUUGGAGAUGAGGCAAUUUUCGAGGACGAGGACAUCUAUAACCAGGCGCUGCCACCAGUUCCCCACACGGGCAUCACGGUGCCCGGAACCAAGUGGUGCGGACCGGGCAACACGGCAGCAAACCACGAAGAUCUUGGAAGAGAGCGUGAGACGGACAAGUGCUGUCGGGAUCACGACCAUUGCGACGAUAUUAUCGAGUCGCAUGCUGCACUCCACGGACUGCCGGUCAACACAGACUGGUUUCCCAUUCUGAAGUGCACCUGCGAGCAGCAGUUUAUCAAUUGCCUGCAAGCCGUGAAUAGCCUCACCUCCAACACACUGGGACGAAUUUACUAUGGCAGCAGGAGCAGGUGCUUCGCCAACGGAUAUCCCACCACCGGAUGCAAGCAGUACCAGGAGGGAACCUUCCGCAAGCGCUGCAUCCGCUAUCAGGUGGACAAGAGCAAGGCCAAGGUCUGGCAGUUCUACGACAUGCCCUUCUUCACGCUCCCAGCGAAGACGGGCUGACCCCACAACGAAGAUUUGUAGACGAUACUGUUAUCAAUAUCAUACUAUCAAUAUUUUACAUGUCAUUUAAAAUUAAUUACUACCUGAUUAUCAAGACAAAUAUUAGGUAAAUUUGUAAGGAUUUUAAAUAAAGACCGACCAUUAAUCGUUAAUUUAU
Molecule: messenger RNA, 730 nt
Organism: Drosophila takahashii
Lineage: Eukaryota; Metazoa; Arthropoda; Insecta; Diptera; Drosophilidae
Gene: sPLA2
Product: secretory Phospholipase A2
Biological process (GO): arachidonate secretion; phospholipid metabolic process
Source: RefSeq, a predicted model, not a curated record